Messenger RNA from Panicum virgatum (switchgrass), 715 nucleotides. RefSeq lists its product as uncharacterized. The coding region runs from base 100 to 561 and encodes 153 amino acids. The transcript has a single exon. The record is from RefSeq and is a predicted model, not a curated record. Gene Ontology annotation, cellular component: chloroplast thylakoid. Lineage: Eukaryota; Viridiplantae; Streptophyta; Magnoliopsida; Poales; Poaceae.
GCGCCAGGACCAGGAGCCACCCCCACAUCCUGCACCGGACACCUCCGCGCCACUCAGUAGUCAGUCCCCACGCCAGAGCGACAGGAGGAUUCUGGCACCAUGGCCAUCUCCACCGCCUGCAGCAUCCGCCUCCACGCCGCCCCUCCCGCUCGCGGCCGCGGCAGCGUCGUCGCCUCCGCCGUGCGGUUCGACAGGCGCUCGGCCGUCCUGCUCCUGCUGUCCGCGGCUGCGACAGCUCCUCCGGCGAACGCUGCGGGCAUCGGGUUCUUCGGCAUCCGCAAGAAGCUGGAGCGGGCGGAGGAGGCAGCGGCAGAGGCCGUGCGGGAGGCGGAGGAGGCAGCGGUGGAGGCCGCGGCGGUCGGAGGGGAGGCAGUGAAGGAUGCGGUGGUAGAGGCGGAGAAGGAGGCGGUCGAGGUUGCAGGCGAGGGCCUGCAGCUGGUGGCCGGCGCGGAGCUCGCCGGGGACGGUCUGGUGCAGGCCGCGGUGGUCGCCGGCGCCGAGGCGCUCGGGGUUGUCGUGGGCCUGUCCGUGGUCAAUGGCAUCCUCAAGCCCGAAGCUUGAGAAUGUGAGUGUUGGGCCUUGUAGUUUAGGCCCAAGGAAGUAUUUGGGCCCAGUGUUGCAUUUGCUGACGAUUUUAUGAUACGAAAUUGCCACACCUAUUCCUGCAUUCCCCUUCUUCAAAUAAUAAGGCUUCCAGAUGUUGGAGCGGCUCAAA